AGUAAGAGAGGGAAUAACAGAACAAAAAUGACUCCCUACAUGUAUUUCGUUUUGUAUUGCAAUUUAUUUCUCAUUCCAGCCAUUUCAGCCAAAUUAACAAUGAAACAAGGAUUGUUAAUGAAUCAAGUUCUAGCCACUUAUGUUCUAGACAACGCCCAAGAUUCAUUUUGCAAAAACCACUCCAAUUUGUACAGAAAUGGCUUGAGAUCAUUCGAACCAUGGGCUCUAAACAUGUUUGAUUCCUCAUCCAAAAUUCAGCCUGGAAUUCUCCUCGGAAACUUAUUCGAAUUUGGAAGCUUCAAACAAUGCAUCCAGACCAGAUUUGGUGAAAUCAGAGGAAAACACUGUUCGGUUAAAAUAACUCCAAAUUUGAACUUAGUCAAAAAAAUUCUCUCGUUUCGAAGCAUCACUGAAAAAAGGUUUCCUAAAAUUAAGCUAAUUGUGGAAAAAUCUGCCCUGUUUUGGUCAAUUUGUGUACCUGAUUCGUGUCCAACUGAUAAUAUUUUACGACACUUUAAAAAAAUUAUUCUCGAAAUGACCGAGGGUUUGAAUUUGAGUGUAAGUUUAGAUGAGCAUCACUGUUUUAGCGAAGAGAACCGACUCCAGAUGGGUUUGCCACAAUAUGUUUCUUUGUAAUGAGGCGAUUUUGCUCUUUUUUAUGGCAAUGAGUGUAGUUAGUACUGUACUACCAACGAAUUCUUUUUUUUCCGCAUUUUCGAUCACUUCCAAUUAUCAAAAGAUAGUGGCAAGGAGAGGACCAAAUGAUUUAGAUUGUCUCCACGGACUGCGUUUUUUGAGCACCUGUUAUGUGAUUGUAGGACAUCGGUACUUGAUGGCUAUGUUUUCACCAGUGAUUAAUGGUUUAGAAAUUUUGGAUUGGAUUUUGAAUUACUCCAGCACGAUAAUCAUUGGUGGUACAAUUUGCGUCGACACGUUCUUCAUGCUAAGUGGUCUUCUAGUAAGCGUCAGUUUCUUUCACCAUGUUACCAAAAAUGGUACCUUUAAUGUGCUAACCUUUUACCUUUAUCGGUACUUUCGAAUAACCCCUCCACUUGCAAUUGUGGUUUUGAUUUACGCAACUCUGGUCGAAUUUUUGGGUUCCGGACCGUUAUGGUACGACACGUGUUUGGCACACUUGGAACCAUGCAAGUAUUACUGGUGGUCGACUCUUUUACACGUUCAGAGUUACAUCAACCCACACGCCUUGUGUAUUUUGCAAACUUGGUCACUAACUUGCGACAUGAUUUUUUUCUACUUUUCUCCGGUCCUUUUGUAUCCUCUUUGGAAGAGUCGAAUGUUUGGUUUGAUUGUGUGUGUUUUCUUUUACAUUUUAUCGGUCACAGUUAGUUUCUAUCUGGCUUGGAUUAAUGAAUACGACGGAGGAAUGCCGAUAACUAAUCAAUUGUUUGAAACAAAAUACUUUCAACAACAUUACAUCGCUCCUCACACUCGAGCACCUCCUUAUAUCCUUGGAGUGCUUUUCGGAUAUUGUCUCUUCACUCUAAAAGACAGGAAAACAAAAAUGAAUUUUUUUACGAAUUUGAGUGGCUGGUUUUUGGCUACGAUUUUUAUGAGUGUAUCUGUGGUCGGAUCUUACAGUUUUCAAAUGGAAAAUCAUGAUUAUAAUCAACUUGAAGCUUCGCUGUUUUUGUCAUGUUCUCGCUCAGCUUGGACUUUUGGCCUAAUUUGGAUAAUAUGGACUUGUGUCAAUGGCUACGGAGGACUGAUUAACGAUUUUUUGAGCUCGUUUGUGUUUCGAGUAUUGGGCAGAAUAUCAUAUGGAUGUUUCCUUCUCCAUUUAAUUCUACAAAUUUUCAAAAAUGGGGCCAACAAAAUGCCGAUUUAUUUUUCAAAUUUUGCAGCGAUUUAUGACAGUUGUGCUGAUUUGGUGCUAGUCGUAACAGCAAGUUUUUUCUUCACAAUUUUCUACGAAUUGCCGCUUUUAAAUAUCGAAAGUUGGUUUUUUAAGAUAGAGAAAAAAGUGCAAUCUAAUGACUAAGUGGCAUUUCCUAUGAUCCGUAUAAUGCGACGAGAAAGAAGGUUUAAAUAAACAAAAAUCCAUUAGUCUUGUUACUGACGCACAUGUGAGAGGCCACCCACGUUUCAGCUGUAACAAAUUUACAGCUUUUGUUACAAACAACACACAAUGCUAUGAUUGUAUCGCACUCUGCUUUGUUCUGCAAAUAAAUUAUUCAUAUAGUUAUCCUCUAUUAUGAGGGUCGUUUAUGAUUAUUCCUUU
Molecule: messenger RNA, 2239 nt
Organism: Tribolium castaneum (red flour beetle)
Lineage: Eukaryota; Metazoa; Arthropoda; Insecta; Coleoptera; Tenebrionidae
Product: nose resistant to fluoxetine protein 6
Exons: 6
Coding region: 569-1999 (476 amino acids)
Molecular function (GO): acyltransferase activity, transferring groups other than amino-acyl groups
Source: RefSeq, a predicted model, not a curated record